ACACAUAGACACACACAGUUUAUCUCCAUAUUUAUCUCCUCCCUUGUCUCUGUAGCCAGUUGCACCUAUGGGCUGGUAUGAGAUGAGGUGAGCGAUGCCAUAAAUACCUUUGUUUGGGAUCUUUGUUUCCACCCCGGAGGACAAGAGACGGUGCACUUCACUGUUCACCCAUCCAUGCUGGCUGUGUUUGUCAAAGUUAGUCGAACUUUGGACUGACAACCACAAACAGCCAGACAUUUACUAAACAGACACCCGCGGCACUCCACCCUGCCUCCUGAAGUACAACCUCUCCCUGAGUGUGUCAAGGUUACGCACUCUUCCCCACGGCCUCCAUCUUAACCUGUGGAUUUACAUGUGACAGCAAAGGUCAAGGAAUGAAUGUGCUGGGACGUUGUCCAGUUGGAAGGCAGAUAAAAUGGCCUCUGGGUCAAAGUCAGUAUUGUUUGUUAUAAUUGCAACAACCAACACGCCACCGAACAAAGGCCAAUGGCCUUGGUUUCUAUACUGGCAACUUCUGUUUCAAAUGUGAGAAUGAAUGUACAAACACAGUUCUUUAUGCUCGCUUCAACAGCUUUUCGUGAUAUUAUUUAGCUUCAAAGGUGCAGGAUUUCUUUCAAAUCAACCAACAAGUGAGAAAAAGGGGAAAGAUGAUUAUAAGCUGGCGGCGACCUCCGAGGACAAUGGAAAUAAAAAGAGCAAAAAGGAGGUGAAGAAAGCAAAGGAGAAGAAGGACAUGGACGAUCUGAAAAAGGAAGUUGACCUGGAUGACCACAAGUUGACCUUGGAUGAACUUCAUAAGAAAUACGGCACAGACUUAGCCAGGGGUCUAUCCUCAGCUCGGGCUAAGGAGAUCCUUCUUCGUGAUGGCCCCAACACCCUGACCCCUCCUCCCACUACCCCUGAGUGGGUGAAGUUCUGCAGGCAGCUCUUUGGUGGGUUCUCUAUGCUCCUAUGGAUUGGUGCUAUGCUCUGCUUCCUGGCCUACGGAAUCCAGGCCGCCUCCGAGGAUGAGCCGGCCAAUGAUAAUUUGUACCUGGGUGUGGUGCUCUCUGUUGUCGUCAUUGUCACUGGCUGUUUCUCCUACUACCAAGAGGCCAAGAGCUCAAAGAUCAUGGACUCCUUCAAGAACCUGGUCCCACAGCAAGCCCUGGUUGUCCGUGACGGUGAGAAGAAGAACAUCAACGCUGAAGAAGUGGUGGUUGGAGAUCUGGUGGAGGUGAAAGGAGGAGAUAGGAUCCCAGCUGAUUUGCGUAUUGUCUCUGCCAGCGGCUGCAAGGUGGACAACUCCUCCCUCACUGGUGAAUCUGAGCCCCAGACACGUACUCCGGAUUUCUCCAAUGACAACCCCCUGGAGACAAGGAACAUUGCCUUCUUCUCUACCAACUGUGUUGAAGGAACUGCCAGAGGUAUCGUCAUCAACACUGGUGACCACACUGUCAUGGGUCGUAUCGCCACCUUGGCCACGAGUCUGGAGGGUGGGAAGACGCCUAUAGCCAAAGAGAUUGAGCACUUUAUCCACAUCAUCACCGGUGUGGCCGUCUUCCUGGGCGUGUCUUUCUUCGUCCUCUCCCUCAUUCUGGGAUAUGGUUGGCUGGAAGCUGUCAUCUUCCUCAUCGGAAUCAUCGUUGCUAAUGUGCCAGAGGGUCUCCUGGCUACUGUAACUGUGUGCUUAACUCUGACUGCCAAACGUAUGGCCAAGAAGAACUGCCUGGUGAAGAAUCUUGAAGCUGUUGAGACCCUUGGCUCCACCUCCACCAUUUGCUCUGACAAGACCGGAACCCUGACUCAGAACAGAAUGACCGUGGCUCACAUGUGGUUCGACAACCAGAUCCAUGAGGCUGACACCACAGAGAAUCAGAGUGGUACCUGCUUCGACAAAAGCUCUGCCACCUGGGCUUCCCUGGCUAGAGUCGCUGGCCUGUGCAACCGCGCCGUCUUCCUGGCAGAACAGAACAACGUACCUAUCCUCAAGAGAGAUGUGGCUGGUGAUGCUUCAGAGUCUGCCCUGCUGAAGUGUAUCGAGCUGUGCUGCGGGUCUGUCAAAGACAUGAGAGAAAAGUACAGCAAGAUCGCUGAGAUUCCCUUCAACUCCACCAACAAAUAUCAGCUCUCCAUUCAUAAGAACAUUGUGGCCGGAGAGUCCAAUCACCUACUGGUGAUGAAGGGAGCCCCUGAGAGGAUUCUGGACCGCUGCUCCACCAUUUUGAUCCAGGGCAAAGAACAGCCUCUGGAUGACGUGUUGAAGGAAGCCUUCCAGAACGCUUACGAAGAGCUGGGAGGGCUGGGAGAGAGAGUGCUGGGUUUCUGUCAUUUCCAGCUUCCUGAUGACCAGUUCGCUGAGGGCUUCCAGUUCGAUUGUGAAGAGGUGAACUUCCCAACUGAGAAUCUGUGCUUCGUUGGCCUAAUGUCCAUGAUUGACCCUCCCCGUGCUGCUGUGCCUGACGCUGUGGGCAAGUGCAGGAGUGCUGGAAUCAAGGUUAUCAUGGUCACUGGUGAUCAUCCCAUCACUGCUAAGGCCAUUGCCAAGGGUGUGGGCAUCAUUUCUGAAGGAAACGAGACUGUUGAGGACAUCGCUGCUCGUCUGAAAAUCCCAGUUUCUGAGGUCAAUCCAAGAGAUGCCAAGGCCUGUGUUGUCCACGGUGGAGAGCUGAAGGACCUGUCAGCCGAACAGUUGGAUGACAUUUUGGCCCAUCACACUGAGAUUGUGUUUGCCAGAACAUCUCCUCAGCAGAAGCUGAUCAUUGUGGAGGGUUGCCAGCGUCAGGGUGCUAUUGUAGCUGUGACAGGUGAUGGUGUGAAUGAUUCUCCUGCUCUGAAGAAGGCUGACAUAGGUGUUGCAAUGGGUAUCUCUGGAUCUGAUGUCUCCAAGCAGGCUGCAGACAUGAUCCUCCUGGAUGACAACUUUGCCUCCAUCGUGACUGGUGUUGAAGAGGGCCGUCUGAUCUUUGACAACUUGAAGAAGUCCAUCGCCUACACCCUGACCAGUAAUAUUCCAGAAAUCUCACCCUUCCUCCUCUUCAUCAUCGCCAACAUUCCACUGCCCCUAGGAACCGUCACCAUCCUCUGUAUUGACCUGGGAACUGAUAUGGUCCCAGCUAUCUCCCUGGCCUAUGAAGAAGCUGAGAACGACAUCAUGAAGCGACAGCCCAGAAACCCCAAAACUGACAAACUGGUGAAUGAGAGGCUCAUUAGCAUAGCCUACGGUCAAAUUGGUAUGAUGCAGGCCACAGCCGGUUUCUUCACAUACUUUGUUAUCCUGGCUGAGAACGGGUUCUUGCCAAUGGAUUUGCUGGGUAUGCGUGUGGACUGGGACAACAAGAUAAUGAACGACAUGGAGGACAGCUACGGCCAGCAGUGGACAUAUGAGCGCAGAAAGAUUGUGGAGUUCACCUGCCACACAGCCUUCUUCGCCAGUAUUGUAGUUGUACAGUGGGCUGAUUUGAUCAUCUGUAAGACCAGGAGGAACUCCAUCCUUCAGCAGGGAAUGAAGAACCGUAUUCUCAUCUUCGGACUGUUUGAGGAAACUGCCCUGGCUGUCUUCCUGUCCUACUGUCCUGGAAUGGAUGUCGCCCUCAGAAUGUACCCCCUCAAGCCUUGCUGGUGGUUCUGUGCCUUACCCUACUCUCUGCUCAUCUUCCUCUAUGAUGAGGGUAGGAGAUACAUCCUGCGACGAAACCCAGGAGGUUGGGUGGAACAGGAGACCUACUACUGACAAAAAGAGGCUAUCCCCAGGAUCACUCAACGUCACUCUGCUGCUACAUCUCAACCAACAACAUUACACUACAUUUCAAUAUGCUACAUUACCAUUACAUCCAAUGAACACUGUGAUGGUGCACUCAGCUGCAUUGAGGAGUUCUUAAUUGUGAUAAUGCAAAUUGAAAUAAACAUCACUUCAACACUAA
Messenger RNA from Oncorhynchus mykiss (rainbow trout), 3902 nucleotides. NCBI's taxonomy places the organism in Eukaryota, Metazoa, Chordata, Actinopteri, Salmoniformes, Salmonidae. The record is from RefSeq and is a predicted model, not a curated record.